AAUUAUGUGUUGUUUUGUUUCUGUUCAUGGAUGUAUUUACGGUUUACACAAUAUUGUAAAAAUACGUAUACGCCGCUUGGGUCAUGCACGAACAAGCAAACAGCCAGCGUACAGUGCGGCUGUGGCGGCGGCGGCGAUGAGCAAUGCUUGAUGGGCAAGCGAUUAAGCACCAUUAAAAAAGCGUUUUAUGGUUUGGUAAAAAUCGCGAAUAUACAACGGGGGCGAACUCUAUAAAAUCAGUUAGUUCCGGAGGUUUUGCAUUCAGUCAGCGCUCGAGGAUUACACACAAACCAACCACCAAACAACAUGUCAGCAAAAACUACAAGAGCUUGCCUCUGGCUGGGACUAGUCCUGUGGGCCACACUUCUGCAGAUGGUUCAGUGUCAGUACUAUGGAUAUCCGUACUAUGGUGGUGCAGGUGCCGGCGCUGGAGCGGGAGGUGGCUUUGGAAAUGGUUAUGGCAAUGCCUAUGGUUAUGGUUAUCCCAGCUACGGCGGAUAUCCCUACUACUCAUAUCCAAGCUACAAUCCCUAUUCGAUAUACGGCCAAUAUGGUCAAUACGGUCAAUCGCAAUUUGGCUAUCCCGGCUACGGCGGCUAUCCGUACGGCGGAGGCAACGGAAUGAACACGGCGUAUGCCAGCAGCAGUGGCGGCUUUGCCACAGCCAGUGCGGGGAACGGCGGCUACUACGGCUGAUCCUUGAGUGAUAUAAUCAUCCUAAGCUAGUU
This is a messenger RNA of Drosophila obscura, 728 nucleotides long. Its product is annotated as prisilkin-39. NCBI's taxonomy places the organism in Eukaryota, Metazoa, Arthropoda, Insecta, Diptera, Drosophilidae. The transcript has 2 exons. The record is from RefSeq and is a predicted model, not a curated record. Bases 307 to 696 code for a protein of 129 amino acids.